Metarhizium acridum CQMa 102 is the source of this 3315-nucleotide messenger RNA. RefSeq lists its product as uncharacterized. The record is from RefSeq and is a predicted model, not a curated record. Lineage: Eukaryota; Fungi; Ascomycota; Sordariomycetes; Hypocreales; Clavicipitaceae. Gene Ontology annotation, cellular component: mitochondrial inner membrane. Gene Ontology annotation, biological process: NADPH regeneration; proton transmembrane transport. Gene Ontology annotation, molecular function: NADP binding.
AUGGCGUCGAACGUGUUCCGCCCGCUCUCGUCUGAGCUUUGCUAUUCCUCUUUAACCGUUGCUCGCUUCGCGCAACGCCGCCUCCGACUCAAAGAUGUGCGUCCAUUGUCUUAUGUUCGCCGCCAGUGGCACAAUACCCCUGGACAAGCCAAGCAGCGGGCUCUCGUUCCGUCCGUGACUCGCAAGUCCCUGGCACUGGUUCGCCAUGCUUCUGUCGUAUCGACAACAGCUCCGGAAGCCGGAGCACAGCAGCAUUCUACAGCCGUGAUACCUCCGACAACACCGUACGGUCACCUUACCGUUGGUGUGCCCAGGGAGAUCUACCCUGGUGAGCGUCGAGUUGCCUUGACGCCAGCCAAUGUCGCACUUUUGCUCAAGAAGGGCUUCAGAAAGGUCAUUGUUGAGCGCGGUGCUGGCUCCCAGGCCGAGUUUCUCGACGAGGCCUAUGAAAAGGCCGGCGCUGCCUUGGUUGACGGCCCACAGGCCGUGUGGUCCGGAUCUGAUGUUAUUCUAAAGGUUCGCAGUCCGUCCACAGACGAGGUUGACUCUAUUCAGGAGAAGCAGACUGUCAUUUCUUUCCUCCAACCUGCUCAGAACCAGGAUCUGGUUCGAAGGAUUGCAGAGCGCAAAGCAACCAUAUUUGCCAUGGAUAUGAUUCCUCGAAUCUCCCGUGCUCAGGUUUUUGAUGCCCUCAGUAGUAUGGCAAACAUUGCUGGUUACAAGGCUGUUUUGGAGGCAUCCAAUGUUUUUGGACGAUUUUUGACAGGCCAGGUUACUGCUGCUGGCAAGAUCCCGCCCUGCAAGGUCUUAAUCAUUGGUGCCGGUGUCGCUGGUCUGAGUGCCAUUGCUACAGCUCGACGAAUGGGCGCCAUUGUUCGUGGAUUUGAUACCAGACCUGCUGCCAGGGAACAGGUGCAGUCACUUGGCGCCGAAUUUAUCGAGGUUGACAUCCAGGAAGAUGGCUCCGGAGCCGGUGGUUAUGCCAAGGAAAUGAGCAAGGAGUUCAUCGAAGCUGAAAUGAAGCUUUUCAAGGACCAGGCCAAAGAGGUCGACAUUAUUAUUACCACUGCCCUUAUCCCUGGCAAGCCCGCUCCGAAGCUUAUUAAAACUGACAUGCUGGAUGUCAUGAAACCUGGAAGCGUCGUGGUUGAUCUUGCCGCCGAGGCUGGCGGUAACUGCGAAGCUACCAAGAAGGGCGAGUUGGCAAUGUACAAAGACGUCAAAAUAAUUGGAUACACUGAUCUGCCUUCGCGCCUGCCGACCCAGUCUUCGACCCUCUACUCGAAUAACAUCACCAAGUUCCUGCUUUCAAUGGCCCCCAAAGACAAGGAAUUCGGAAUCGACCUAUCAGAUGAAGUUGUGCGCGGCUCAAUUGUUACCCAGAAUGGUGAAAUUCUGCCCCCUGCUCCUCGGCCUGCUCCGCCCCAAGCUGCAGUGAAACCUACCGCUGAGCCUGUGGUCGAAGUUGUCGAGCUCACUCCUUGGCAGAAGAAGACGCGAGAGGUUGCAGCUGUUACCGCUGGUAUGGGAAGCGUGCUCGCCUUGGGAAAGUUUACUGGUCCGCUCUUCAUGUCCAAUGCUUUCACCUUUGGAUUGGCUAGUUUGAUUGGUUAUCGUGUUGUCUGGGGGGUUGCUCCUGCACUGCAUUCUCCUCUCAUGAGCGUUACAAAUGCUAUUUCCGGCAUGGUGGGUGUUGGUGGUCUUUUUAUCCUGGGAGGCGGUUAUGUUCCUGAGACGAUUCCCCAAGUGUUUGGUGCCCUGAGCGUUUUGCUUGCCUUUGUCAAUGUUGGUGGCGGGUUCGUAAUUACCAAACGAAUGCUGGAUAUGUUUAAGCGGCCGACUGACCCCCCCGAGUACCCCUGGCUGUAUGCUGUGCCUGCAGCUCUUUUUGGUGGAGGGUUUAUUGCUGCUGCGUCUACCGGGGCUGCUGGACUGGUCCAAGCCGGAUAUCUCAUUAGCUCCGUUCUUUGCAUUGGGUCAAUCUCUGGGCUUGCUUCUCAGGCCACUGCCCGUAUGGGCAAUAUGCUCGGUAUUCUAGGUGUCGGGUCCGGUGUUUUGGCGAGCCUACUUGCUGUUGGAUUUUCUCCUGAAGUUCUGACUCAGUUUGGAGUACUUGCCACGGUUGGUGCAUUAGCUGGAAUGUUGAUAGGCAAGCGAAUCACGCCUACCGACCUUCCACAGACAGUUGCUGCGCUUCACUCCGUGGUUGGUUUGGCUGCUGUCUUGACCAGCAUUGGUAGUGUUAUGGCUGACGUUACUGAUAUUUCAACCUUGCAUUUGGUUACCGCAUAUCUCGGCGUUCUUAUCGGUGGCAUUACCUUCACUGGCUCUCUCGUCGCAUUCAUGAAACUAGCGGGUAAAACGUCAUCUAAACCCACGAUUCUUCCUGGCCGACAUGUGAUCAACGGGGGAUUGCUCGCUACUAAUAUGGCUACAAUGGGCGCCUUCAUCACCAUGGCGCCGGGAAGUCCCUUGAUUGCUGCAGGUGCUCUUGCUGCAAACACGGCACUUAGUUUCGUCAAGGGUUACACUACGACUGCCGCAAUUGGUGGCGCCGACAUGCCCGUUGUCAUCACGGUGCUGAAUGCCUACAGCGGAUUCGCCCUCGUAGCUGAGGGGUUCAUGCUGGACAACCCACUGCUUACCAGCGUUGGAGCGCUGAUCGGCGUAUCCGGCUCUAUCCUCUCGUACAUUAUGUGCGUGGCAAUGAAUAGGUCACUCACAAAUGUCUUGUUUGGCGGGCUGUCAACACCAACAGCAGUGCAAGAGUACAAGCCCCAAGGAGAAGUUACGCAAACAAACGUGGAUGAGCUGGCAGAUGCACUGCUGAAUUCGGAAUCAGUGAUUCUGGUUGUUGGCUACGGCAUGGCUGUGGCAAAGGCCCAGUACGCGAUUUCAUCAAUUGUGUCGCAUUUGCGAUCCAAGGGCAUCACUGUCCGGUUUGCUAUUCAUCCCGUGGCAGGCCGAAUGCCGGGUCAGUGCAACGUUUUGCUUGCCGAAGCCAGUGUCCCGUAUGACAUUGUGUUGGAAAUGGACGAAAUCAACGACGACUUCCCCGACACUGACUUGACUGUUGUCAUUGGUGCCAACGACACUGUGAACCCCAUUGCUAUGGAGAAGGGCAGUGCAAUCGAGGGUAUGCCUGUGCUGCAUGCGUGGAAGAGCAAGCAAGUUGUAGUGAUGAAGAGAGGCAUGGCAAGUGGAUAUGCUGAUGUUCCUAACCCUAUGUUUUACAUGCCCAACACAAAGAUGUUGUUUGGUGAUGCAAGGAACACUUGCGAAGCAAUCAAGACAGCGAUUGAAGCUAAGAUGUAG